Messenger RNA from Ceratitis capitata (Mediterranean fruit fly), 6724 nucleotides. RefSeq names its product rho-associated protein kinase 1. Gene Ontology annotation, molecular function: small GTPase binding; ATP binding; Rho-dependent protein serine/threonine kinase activity. Gene Ontology annotation, biological process: regulation of cell junction assembly; peptidyl-threonine phosphorylation; actomyosin structure organization. The record is from RefSeq and is a predicted model, not a curated record. Lineage: Eukaryota; Metazoa; Arthropoda; Insecta; Diptera; Tephritidae. The transcript has 15 exons. Gene Ontology annotation, cellular component: cytoplasm; cytoskeleton. The coding region runs from base 2573 to 6670 and encodes 1365 amino acids.
GUAUAUGUACGUAUGUGUGAGUGUGCGUGCAAAGUAGACGGCGAAAUUAUAUUUUCAUUGUCCGUCGGAUUUCUUUUUAAAAAUUCUUCCAAGAAAAUAGUAUUUCGGAGAUUUCAAAACUUCCAAAUAAACUACAGAUUCUAUUUGCAAUAUCGAAUGUAAAUUGUAUUUUAAAGUGCACUAAGGUAAUGAAGAUUUAUUCAAGUGUUUGCUAUGUACAUAUGUAGAUCCGUGAUGAAGCAACAGUGACUCGCUGUUAAGCCAGGAAGAAAAGAAGCAGUGUGUAAUAGAAUAUAAGUCGAAAUAAAUGAAACAAAAGUAAAAAGUAUAAUUGAAUUUCACGGUGUAAACUUUGAAUAUUCGGCACAAACGAGCAUGAAUAUUAUUUGAUGUAAAGGCACUAACGUCGUUGCUGUCUACUUGGUGAAACCAUAUACGUGAUGUGAAAUUAUGUAAAAGUUGAAAAAGUAAAUAAAUUCGAGAAAAAUUAAUUGUCGAUGAGCAAAUAUAUGUUAAACCAUACAAAGAACCCCAUAGUUUGUUUCGUUCGGAAGUAAAAUUCCGCAAGUGGUUUCCGCCGCGUAUACAUGCAUACAAACCAACGUCGCGUGACCUCAUCAGUUCGCCUCCAACGUCUGCAACACCAUCCAACUGUCUGCAAAUCAACGUUUGACCAAGCCACAUUCAAACUUAUAGGCAGACAGUCCGUCAGGCAAACACACAGCAUUUGGUAUUUGCCGUUGUUCGCGAUUCGGUAUAUUUCCUUCUAUUAUUACCAUAUUUUUUAAUCUUUUUUGUUACCCACUUCUUACGUAUUUUUGUAUAUGUAAGUAUUGUUAACGUUUCAUGUUUCGUAUCUCGUUCACAAACUUCUAUUCUGUCUGUUUGCCUGCCUGGCAGUCUGACUGUAGGUAUGAAUGGUCGCUCGGUUGUGCUGUAUUUUUUGUUUGUUUUGCUGAGUGGCCCAGAGACUGACUGACUGAGUGACUGACUGACUUUGGCUCUUGUCUCUUUGUUGCGUUGCACUAUAGUCGUCUUCCGUUUGCUCAACGCGAUUUGGCCGCACUUUGUAAUACUUCACAUGAACUGCUGAGUUUGCAGACAAAGUUGUAGCGAAAAAUUAAUAUCACUCCCGAAGCCUUGCCACGCUCACAAAACACCACUUGCUUGCCCCUUUGCGGUGGUGGCCUUAUCGCAAACCAACCUCAAAUCACCAUUUCAGCAACAAGAGCAAAAAAAAAAAUAAUAAAAAGCGCGGUCUAUAAUUUAAAAAACAACAAAAACUCAAGUAAAUCGGUAACAGUAACGGCCAUUGUAUUACAAAUAAGCAAGAACGUAAAUCUUAAAAAUAUACUAUUGGAUAGCAAGCCAAAAGCAAAUCAAAUAAAAGAAUAAAUAAAUAGCGAAAACGGUGGAAAAAGUUAAAUUUAAUUGUGCUCAACUGUGUACAAGCAAUGACCGAAUGAACAGGCAUAAAUAGGGGUGAAUAAUAAGCAAAAAGAGAGAGACCAUGUCUCCAAGUGCGCCAGACUACAUCACAUAACCCUUCAGCGGGAUGGCACGGCAACAAUAGUAAACAAAGAAUACUUCAAAAAAAAAAAAUAAAUAAAUAAAUAAAUAAAAGACAAAAGUGUAAACGCGAUAAAAAGCACUGUGCAAUAGUGUAGUGUCACGAUCGUACGAAAAGAAAUUAGGGAAAUUGAGAAAAAGUAUUUUGUAAAAAUUUUAACCGUAGAGGAAGUAUGAAUACGUAAGGCAAACAAAUAAGCUCCAUUGUCGAAAGUGCCAAAACUCGCGCAAGACCCCCAACAAAAACGCUUACAACUACACAAUGUCUGCAAAGGUUAGAGUGCAUGGUGAAUAAGUAACGACUACAACAAACCAUAGUGAUUUGAUAAAAACACGAAAAAUUUGUCACCAGCAAUAAAGACAAUAGAUGGGCGAAGGGCGAAAGGCGUUUAACGACCUAAAAAGCUACAGCAAAACAAAAGCCGUGCUUUUUUUUUUUGUUUUGUUUUGUUUACUUGCUGAACUUCUAAGCUUCUUGUUAAAAAUAUACAGCAGUGCCAUUCAAGAAAUUUUCUUUACAGCAAUUCAACGCGCGCUAUUACCAACCAGCAUACUUUGCGUCUUGUGGCGGAAGUGUUGCGCUUUUUGUAUGCACAAUUUCAUUUUAAUGACGCUGGCUCUGUGGCGUUGUCACCAGCAAACAACCCACAUCACCCAAGGGGGCAUUGUCUGAAAUAAAAUUUAUAACGAUAAUGCUAUACGCUGUCGCUGCCGCUGCCGACGAGUGGCAAGCCAAUACAAAAGCGUGCAACUGAUGCUACUAUGCGGUGGAGUACAGUUUGUGCGAUAAACAAGUACAACAACAACAAUAAUAAUAAUAAUAAUAACACUGACAACAACGAUAGUAAUACAAUAAAGACAAUACAAAUAAUAAUAAUAAUAAUUAAAAUAAAUCCCUUUGUUUGUGUUAAAUUGAAUGCUAAGCAACAGAGUAAAUUGAAUAUAAGUGAAAGAGAUCACAAUAAAAACAACAACAGAAGUAAUCAAAUCGAAACGAUACGGCAUGGAUGAGGAACGGAAGAGACGCGCCCAAACAUUGGAGCGUGAGAUGCGUGAUCCCCACAGUAUUUGCAAUAUCGAUUGCCUGCUCGACACAGUGACGGCGCUUGUGAACGAUUGCGAUCAUGAAUCAUUGAAGCGUCUAAAGAACAUCGAACAAUAUGCGUCCAAGUAUAAACCGGUCUCGAAGCAAAUUUGCCAACUGCGCAUGAAUAUCGAGGAUUUUGAUUUCAUCAAAUUAAUUGGCGCCGGCGCUUUUGGCGAAGUGCAAUUGGUGCGGCAUAAAUCGUCGCGGCAGGUGUACGCCAUGAAGCGGCUCUCGAAAUUCGAGAUGAUGAAGCGUCCCGACUCGGCAUUCUUCUGGGAGGAGCGCCACAUUAUGGCACACGCCAACUCCGAGUGGAUAGUGCAGCUGCAUUUCGCUUUUCAGGAUGCCAAAUAUCUCUACAUGGUUAUGGACUAUAUGCCGGGCGGCGAUAUUGUCUCGCUCAUGUCUAUGUAUGAGAUACCGGAGAAGUGGGCUAUCUUCUACACCAUGGAGGUUGUGCUCGCGCUCGAUACAAUACACAAUAUGGGCUUUGUGCAUCGUGACGUGAAGCCGGACAAUAUGCUGCUCGAUCGGCAUGGUCAUUUGAAGUUGGCCGAUUUCGGCACAUGCAUGCGCAUGGGUCCGAAUGGUUUGGUGGUGUCGAGUAACGCUGUUGGCACGCCUGAUUACAUUAGUCCUGAGGUAUUGCAAUCACAGGGUGUCGAUAAUGAGUAUGGACGGGAGUGUGAUUGGUGGUCUGUGGGCAUUUUUCUGUACGAAAUGCUUGUGGGUGAUACUCCAUUUUAUGCGGACUCACUUGUGGGCACCUACGGAAAAAUUAUGGAUCAUAAGAAUUCGUUGAGCUUUCCCGCUGAGGUGGAGAUAAGCGAGCGCGCCAAGUCGCUGAUGCGCGCUUUUCUCACCGAUCGCACACAACGUUUGGGUCGUCAUGGCAUUGAUGAAAUUAAAGCGCAUCCAUUUUUCGAAAAUGACACAUGGACCUUUGACAAUAUACGUGAUAGUGUGCCGCCUGUGGUGCCAGAGCUGACCUCGGAUGAUGAUACGCGCAAUUUUGAGGAUAUCGAGCGUGAUGAGUCGCCGGAGGAGGUGUUUCCCGUACCGAAAACUUUUGAUGGCAAUCACUUGCCAUUCAUCGGCUUCACAUACACAGGCGAUUACCAGCUCCUUACAAACGACACUGUCGACGCUGAGGCCAAGGAGUCGGUGAAUGCCAUACCAAAUCACAGUCACCGCCAUCGGCCGUCCAAUUCAAAUGAAAUAAAACGUCUCGAGGCUUUGCUCGAACGUGAACGAAAUCAUUCCGAGACACUGGAGAAGCAAGACAAGGCAUUGCGUCAUCAAAUCGAAUUGAUUAGCAAACGUGAAGCCGAAUUGCAGCGCAUCGCCUCCGAGUAUGAAAAGGAUUUAGCCUUACGGCAGCACAAUUACAAAGUGGCCAUGCAAAAAGUCGAGCAGGAGAUAGAGCAACGCAAAAAGACUGAGGCACUGCUCGCCGAGACGCAGCGCAAUCUCGAUAACGAACAGAAAAUACGCACGCGCGAAAUGAACAAUAAUCAGCAUCACAAUGAGAAGAUUGUAACGCUGGAGAAGCAGCUAAAAGAAAUGGAGGAGAAUUUCAAAAACGAAAAUGAGCAUGUGCAAAAGCUCAAGAAGCAAGUGGCCGAAUUGGGCUUAACACUGCAGGAAUUGGAGGGCAAAUUGGCGCAAUCGCAGGCGUUGAUUGCCGCAUUACAGACGCAGAAAGAUGCACUGCAGCAGGAAGUGGCCGAGACGCAAGCACUGCUGGCCCAAGAGAAAAAUGCACGCUCGCAACUUAAAGAACUCGUUAAGGAGUCUGAGAAUAAAAUUCAAACAAUGUCCAAUGACUUGGAACGUGUAGCAACGCGUGAGCAGCAAGCGCAUGAGGAUAACCGUGUGUUGACGGAGAAAAUUUCUGAUUUGGAGAAGGCGAAUGCUAGUCUAGACUUUGAGCUCAAAGCGAUGCAGAGCCGAUAUCAGCAGGAGGUAAAGGCGCAUCAAGAGACCGAGAAGUCGCGCAUGCUCAGCCGUGAAGAGGCGAAUCUACAGGAGGUGAAAGCUCUGCAGACCAAGCUGAACGAAGAGAAAUCCGCACGCAUCAAAGCUGAUCAAAAUUCCCAAGAAAAGGAACGCCAGUUGAAUAUGUUGUCAGUGGAUUAUCGUCAAAUGCAGCAGCGCUUGCAAAAACUCGAAGGCGAAUGUCGUCAGGAGACGGAGAAAGUAAUGGCACUGCAAUCGCAAAUCGAACAAGAACACAGCAAAAAGAACUCACUACUAUCCGAGUUGAGUUUGCAAAGUUCCGAAGUUGCGCACCUCAAGUCGCGUGAAAAUCAACUGCAGAAAGAGGUUAGCUCCUUGCGUGAGGCGAAACGUAAAUUCGAAGAAGAGAUUUCUCAAAUCAAAAACACAUUGAAUAAGGAGAUCCUCAUGAAACGCGAGUACCAAGAUCAAUUAGAAGCCGAACAGUAUUUCUCACGCCUCUACAAGACGCAAGCGAACGAACAUCGCGAAGAGAUCUCAGAGCGUUGUCGUGAAAUACAAGAUCUAAAGGAGGAACGCACAUCACUGAAACACCAAGUGCAAGUGGCAGUUGCGCGUGCUGACUCCGAAGCGCUGGCGCGUUCCAUUGCCGAAGAGACCGUCGCUGACUUGGAGAAAGAAAAGACAAUUAAAGAGUUCGAGUUGAAGGACUACAUGACGAAAUAUCGCAAUGAAGUCACUGCCAAGGAAGCGAUACAAAGCGCAGCUAAAGAAACAGAAUCUGAAUUUGUUAAGAAACUGAAUCAAAAGAAUGCCGAAAACGAAGAACUUUUGCAGCAGCAAAAGAAAUUGCAAGAUGAAUUGAAACAACUGCGCGAUAGCAGCGCUGAGGAGCUUUCAAAGUUGAAGGACAAACUGCAAACGGAAAUGUUGUUGAAGCAGGUUGCUGUAAACAAACUGACCGAGGUGAUGAAUCGCCGAGAUACGGAUCUGCAAAAACAAAAAGGCAAAGCGCGCUCUUCCGCCGAGUUGCGUAAGAAGGAGAAAGAAAUGCGUCGCCUACAACAAGAACUCUCACAAGAGCGCGAAAAAUACAAUCAGCUGUCGCUCAAACUGCAAGAUGUACAAAGUCAAAUCAUCGAAGACAGUCAUAUCAAACAAAAGCUGCAAAUGGAAAUCGACUGUAAGGCCACAGAAAUCGAACAGCUGCAGUCCAAACUCAAUGAAACCGCCUCUCUAUCAUCAGCCGACAAUGAUCCCGAAGACACGCAAGUGGCUGACUCGGUAUUCGAGGGCUGGUUAAGUGUGCCAAAUAAACAAAAUAUACGCCGUCAUGGCUGGAAGCGUCAAUAUGUGAUUGUGUCAUCGCGCCGAAUUAUUUUUUACAAUACCGAAAUCGACAAACAGAAUACAAUUGAUCCUGUGCUUAUAUUAGAUUUAAGCAAAGUAUUCCAUGUGCGUUCAGUAACGCAAGGUGAUGUGAUACGCGCCGAUGCCAAAGAAAUACCACGCAUUUUCCAACUCUUAUAUGCCGGUGAGGGUGAAGCGCGAAGACCGGACGAACAAAAUCAACUCGAUAUUAGUCAGUUGUUGACGGACGAACGGCCGAGCACGAUUAUGUACAAAGGCCACGAGUUCGUGCAUAUAACGUAUCAUAUGCCAACUGCCUGCGAAGUCUGUACAAAACCAUUAUGGCACAUGUUCAAACCGCCAGCGGCGUAUGAAUGUAAACGUUGCCGCAAUAAAAUCCACAAGGAGCAUGUUGACAAUAAUGAUUUAUUGGUGCCGUGUAAACUGCAUCAUGAUCCACAUACUGCCAAAGAAAUGUUGCUGCUGGCCGGCACACCCGACGAGCAGCAUGUGUGGGUGACACGACUCUCUAAGCGCAUACAAAAGUUUGGCUACAAAGCCAAUUCUUCAUCAAACAAUAAUAGUAGCGGCGGUGAUGGCAGUAAAAUAUCGCCAAGUCAAUCAACGCGUUCUGCUUACAAGCCAUACGCAGUUAACGUACAAAGAUCUGCGACGCUGCCUGCUAAUACGUCACUCAAGCAGUGAAACUGGUAGAAUGAAAAGUGAAAAUACAAAAAUACUAAAAUACAAAAAAAAAAA